AAGUUGCGUCACGUUGUUUUGGCGUGUUGUCCUGGCAGCAGCAAUUAGCUACGUUAGCACCUUAAGCUUCAGACAGAAAAAUGUCAGCAGCCGAGGACGACACGGAACUGCGGGACCUGCUGAUCCAGAAUCUUGAGAACAGCGGAGCUCUGAACAAGCUGAAGGCGGAGAUGAGAGCGGCGGUGUUCCUGGCAAUGGAGGAGCAGGACAAACUGGAGAAUAAAAGUCCGCUGGUCAACGAGAGCCUGAAAAAAUGUCUCAACACCAAAGACGGUCGUCUGGUGGCGAGUCUGAUCGUGGACUUCCUGCAGGUCUUUAACCUGGACUUCAGCCUCGCCGUCUUCCAGCCAGAGAUCAACUCUGCGAGCUGUCUGGAUGGGCGGGAUCAGAUCUCCAGGGAGCUCGGCCUCUCCGACUUGGACCUGAACAGGAAGUCUCCACUGCUGCUGGAGCUUGUCAGGAGGGGGCGCCACCGGGACAAAGCGGCCUCCUUGGCUGAGGAGCUGACUCAGAAACAGAUCACAAAUGCCAAUAAGAAGUUUGACUUUUACGACAAGGACCACAGCGGCUCAGUGCUGAGAGAAAAUCUGAAAAACAUCUUUACUGAUUUGUUCCCCGCUGUGAACAAGAACUUGUUGGAGAGGUUCGUCACUGAUGAGCUCAGAGCCUCAGAAAAAGACUUCUCUACAACUAUAGACUUCCAGCAGUUCCUCGGGAUGUACCGACGGCUCUUCUCUCAGUGCAGGAGUGUGGUGCUUCAGGACUCUGAUAUGGGUGUGGCUCAUAGCCAGUUACCUGAGCAGAAAGUCAGCCCUCCACCUCACAGUAAGAUCCCCAGGUAUAAAGGCCUCAGAGGACAAAGUCAGACAGCAGCCCAGGACUCAGAACGCUCUCUGAGUAAAGGAGAUUUCCAGCAGGAGGAGAUCUCUGCGGACAAGAGGGAGCGCCUGGACCUGGACCUGGAGGAGGAGGAAGACCUCGAUGAAGGAGAUUCUUUCUUUGAUGACCCGUUGCCCAAACCGCAGAAGACCUAUGGCUGUGCCGUCCCCGUGUUGGAGGAGAGUCUCUCUGGCUCCAUCGUGUCCUCCAUGAGACGAGGCAAAAGUCUGAGCGACCUGUCUAUGCUGGCUGCUGACUCAGAGGGCGAGCGAGACGAGCCUCUCUCUGAUCCCUCUGAGCUCAGGAAGAGGGAGGUGUCCGGAUCCAGGGGGAGUCAAGGAGGGUCGCUGUCCGAGGCUCAGAGACCGGCAUCAGGAGGAGGAGGAGGAAAAGGACAAAGCAGCAUGUCGGAGCCAAACCUCAGCAGGAAUGGAGCAUCUCAGGACAAAGACAGAGGCUUCAAGGCUCCAAGUGACAGAAGUGGAUCUCUGCACUUAGAUGACGAGGUCGAGUACGACGACGACUUCAACAGUCACCGCUCUGAGUUCUCCAAGAGCGAGCUGAGCAUCGGCGAGGAGAUCGAGGAGGUUUCCAUUGAGGGCCCCGACCACAGUGACAAGGUGGAUGAAUCCACUCAGGACGUCAGCAUCUCUCAGCUCAGUCAGAGUCAUGGAGCCGACUACAUGGAGGACGUCGGCUGAGCCUCCCAUCAUGCACCUCUUCUUUGUAUCCUGAUAUUUAAGCUUGUACAGUCUCAGUGAAGAAUAAAGCUCUGUGUUCAUAAAUCAA
Neolamprologus brichardi is the source of this 1668-nucleotide messenger RNA. It is a transcript of the gene cep43, whose product is annotated as centrosomal protein 43. Gene Ontology annotation, molecular function: calcium ion binding; protein binding. The record is from RefSeq and is a predicted model, not a curated record. Gene Ontology annotation, cellular component: centrosome. NCBI's taxonomy places the organism in Eukaryota, Metazoa, Chordata, Actinopteri, Cichliformes, Cichlidae. Gene Ontology annotation, biological process: microtubule anchoring.